Messenger RNA from Seriola dumerili (greater amberjack), 2509 nucleotides. It is a transcript of the gene aurka, whose product is annotated as aurora kinase A. The coding region runs from base 301 to 1584 and encodes 427 amino acids. Gene Ontology annotation, cellular component: chromosome passenger complex; spindle midzone; spindle microtubule. Lineage: Eukaryota; Metazoa; Chordata; Actinopteri; Carangiformes; Carangidae. The transcript is spliced from 9 exons. Gene Ontology annotation, biological process: mitotic spindle organization; regulation of cytokinesis; protein phosphorylation. The record is from RefSeq and is a predicted model, not a curated record. Gene Ontology annotation, molecular function: ATP binding; protein kinase activity.
AGUUGUUUGUUGAGUUUCCAUAUAUACAUUUCAUUUUCAAUUUUUUUAUUUUAACAACUUCAACCCGGCUGCUAAGAGGAUUGCUCCCUCGAUAGCGUGGUUAGAGGAGUGAUCUUAACGUUACAGUGAAUAAUAAUUCUUUAUGUAUGCAGCCACAAACACCAGCUCUCGUACCCGACGUAGCUGUUAGCUAGCUAGCUGGCGUAACCUGCUUGAGAGCUGUUCUCAGCUCGUUUAAAUUGUGGAUAGAUUGACGGACGGUGUUUGCUUUCGGUCACUGUGCAAUAAUAUCUCUAGAAUAUGGACGCCAGACUCAAGCUGACAAAGGACAUGAAACUUCAAAGGCCUGAAGUGAAGUCAAGCAGUGAAGGACCAAAGCGGAUUCCUGUGUUACACCAGUCACAGAUGACUCAGAUGGCUGUAGUUACACCAACUCAGCAUCAGCGGGUCCUGGGUGUGUCAAAUGGACCUCAGCGCAUUCAGCGACCUGUGAGCCAUCAGAAGCCAGUAUCUCAUGUCUCUGUUGCCAUUAAGUCCACACAACCCUCUGAUCAGAAUGUGAACCCUGCUACUCAGAAUGUAAACCCUGCACCUCAGCCCAAACCUGGUUACCAGCAAAUCCAGCCAAAGACACACGUGGCUAAGGUGAACUCUGAGAACACCAAACCACCAUCAGAAUUGGCAAAGUUUGAGAAGCCACAGAACAAACCUGCCAAGAAUGAUUCUGCAGCCACCUCUUCAUCCAAGAAGCGAUGGAGCCUGGAAAAUUUUGACAUUGGUCGACCCUUGGGAAAAGGCAAAUUUGGCAAUGUCUACCUGGCCAGAGAGCGACAAAGUAAGUUCAUCUUGGCCCUGAAGGUGCUCUUCAAGAAGCAGCUGGAGAAGGCCGGAGUGGAACACCAGCUGAGGAGAGAAGUAGAGAUCCAGUCUCACCUCAGGCACCCCAAUAUCUUGCGUCUCUAUGGCUACUUCCAUGACGCGUCUCGUGUGUAUCUCAUCCUUGAGUUUGCACCCAAGGGAGAACUAUACAGUGAGCUGCAGCGGUGUGGAAAUUUUACUGAGGACAGAAGUGCCACGUAUAUCAUGGAGCUGGCAGAUGCCCUCAACUAUUGCCACUCCAAGAAGGUGAUCCACAGGGACAUCAAACCAGAGAACCUGUUGCUUGGAGCCAACGGGGAGCUGAAGAUUGCAGAUUUUGGCUGGUCUGUUCACACGCCCUCCUCCAGGAGGUCCACUUUGUGUGGUACAUUGGACUACUUGCCUCCAGAGAUGAUUGAGGGGAAAACGCAUGAUGAAAAAGUGGACCUGUGGAGCCUGGGUGUCCUCUGCUAUGAGUUCCUGGUUGGAAAACCCCCCUUUGAAGCAAAAACUCAUGAGGACACCUACCGGAGGAUAUCAAGGGUGGAGUACACUUACCCUGCACAGGCCAAUAUCAGUGCUGGAGCCAAAGACUUGGUUGCCCAGCUGUUAAAGCACAAUCCCAUGCACAGACUGCCCAUCCAAGGAGUCCUGUCUCACCCCUGGGUGGUCGAGUACUCGACCAAGAAGCCCACAACCCUGAACAACGAAGAGCCCAGCCAAUGAGCCUCGUUAUAUUGGAGUAUUGGGGUCACUGACUGGCUGCUGUGGAACGUGAAUGCCAGUGUGCAACUGAUUAUUUAAAUCUGCUUGUACUACUAUACUGACCACCCAACCACUUCAUGUGGAUGUUCUAAUCUGCAGGUAUUUUGAGCCACUUGGUUAUUUUUAUCUACUUCUUCUUAUCCUUUUGACUUCCCUUGUCUUACAAUGGCAUUCUAUUGCCUGUAAAUAUUUCACUGUUUUUGUGUAAUUAUGAAAAUUUUAUUAAGGUUUUUUUAAAAUGCCAUUACUUGGAUCGGACCACACUCAUCCUUGAACUCAGCCUUCAUUUUUAUCUCAACUACACACCUGUAAAAGUUUCCUGACUGUAUCUCACAUGGUUGUAAUGCUAUCACGGUGACAAGUCAGACAUAUGUAUAAACACCUAGCAAAGUACACACACACACACACACACACACUCACAAGGUGAGAAAACAAUACCCAUGUGUGUGAUAAACAGCCAUUUAUGGUACAGCCAAGAAGUUUCACAGGUGUGUAGUUGACAUCAAAAUUAAGACAGAGGUCAAAGAUGGGUGUGUUCCGACCCAUGAGUACUGAGUACUCAUGUAAUAAUGUAGUAAUGACUACUCAGUACUCAUGGGUCUGAAUGUUGACAUGUGUGGUCUUAAGUUCGUCUUGCGUGCAUUUCAAGCUUCCAGUUAAUUGUCAAGUACUUGGUAAAAAGUUUUGCACUGAAUGUCUGGUGUGAGAUACCUGAUUGCCAUCAAUACUCACAUCAACUCCAAAGUACUGUGUUUUAUCAAGCUCAGUGAAAUGCGGCCAGCAGAAGGCGCCAGUAUACUAUCAUUGAAUUUAGGACGUUACAGAUUUGAGAGUAUUAAUGUCGAUGUUUAUAAAUGUUAAUUGAUAAAUAAAUAUGUUCAGCACA